GAAGCAUUCCCAAUCAUAGUUUUUAUCACAUCUCAAAAUAGAAGCGGAGCCACAAUACAACUUUGACUUCGACCUUGUCAUAAACUUAAAAUUCUAGCUCUGUCUCCGUCACGAAAACUUCAUUUUGUAUAAAUACAUAGCCACAACAACAACAAUAAAAACAAAGACAUGUAGGCAACUUUCUACAAAACCUUUAACAACUCUCCACUCUAAGCACCUUUAAAACUCCAACUUUCCUCUUCUUUUCACAUAACACUUUGUGUCUAAUGGAAAUCAACUUUCAAACACAUCAUCAUCAAAAAACAGAAAUCUCAAUGAAAAAAGUAACCAAAUCUAUCAAGGGAAGAAGAAGAAGCAAUAAUAGUCAUGUUAACAGUAAUAGUAACAAGUUUGUUGGUGUAAGGCAAAGAUCUUCAGGAAAAUGGAUAGCUGAGAUCAAAGACACAACACAUAAAAAAAUAAGAAUGUGGCUUGGAACAUUCGAAACUGCUGAAGAUGCUGCUCGUGCUUACGAUCAAGCUGCUUGUCUCCUUCGUGGAUCAAACACACGAACGAACUUUGUUACUACUCGUGUUUCAGCAGAUUCACAACUUGCUUACAGGAUCAAAAAUCUUAUUGAUAGUAAGAAAAUUGCAAAACAGAACAAACAGGGGAACUCUGUUUUUGGUUCAACAUGUAGUGAGAAAAUUCAAGAAAGUCAUGAACAAGUGCUUAAUUCUAGUGAUGAUAAAACCUUGUAUAAUAAGCCUACAACUAUCACGACUCCUAUGACUCAGUCUCAAACAAGUUGUGAUCGGCUAUAUGAACCCUCACUGACAACGUGUCAUCAUUUAAAUUCAUCAGAGGCGGACAACAACGACUUUUAUAAGCCUGAUAUGAUGAGUUGCUCGAGUUCGUGUAGUUCACAACCUCAAGUGUCAUGGGGAUUUGAAUUUGCUGAAGAAUUGUUAGAUUUUCCUAUUAUGGAUGAGAGUACAAGUGAAAUGGGAUGUACAGAAUUUGAGAGGAUGAAAGUGGAAAGGCAAAUAUCAGCAUCACUUUAUGCUGUGAAUGGUGUUCAAGAAUACAUGGAGAAUGUUCAUGAUAUUGAUGAUUUAUCUCUUUGGGAUCUUCCUCCUUUAUGUUCUUUGUUAUCUUAAAAAAAAAAAAAAUCUCCAAUUGUUUAUGUUGCCAACCAUUUUUGCUUUUGUUUUCUCUCCUUCAGGAAUUAGAAGAGAGAGAUGAAAGAAAGGUAGUUAAGAAAUCUUUUGUUUUACCCCGCCUUGUGAAGGUCACUCGAGUGUCUAUGAUAGAUUGAAUCAGUCUCGUAAUGAAAAUAUG
Messenger RNA from Solanum pennellii, 1320 nucleotides. RefSeq names its product ethylene-responsive transcription factor ERN1-like. Gene Ontology annotation, molecular function: DNA-binding transcription factor activity; DNA binding. The record is from RefSeq and is a predicted model, not a curated record. Gene Ontology annotation, biological process: regulation of DNA-templated transcription. Bases 267 to 1139 code for a protein of 290 amino acids. The transcript has a single exon. Lineage: Eukaryota; Viridiplantae; Streptophyta; Magnoliopsida; Solanales; Solanaceae.